AUGAUAGCUACGCAAUUUGAGGAAUUGUUACAUUUAGUGGCACCUUCAAUCACUAAACAAACCGUGAUUAGAGAACCAUUAUCUCCUGCAGAGCGACUAUCUAUAACAUUGAGAUAUUUAUCAACUGGUGAUUCGAUGCAUUCAAUGUCAUAUCAUUAUCUCGCUGGAGUACCGACAAUAAGCCACAUUAUAGGUGAAACAUGCGAUGCUAUAUGGAACUCUAUUCGUCAGGAAGUGAUCCCACCAUCAAAAACUACAGAGGAGUGGCUACACCUUGCUAAAGAAUUUAAAGAGAGAUGGGAUUUCAAUCAUUGCACAGGAGCAAUUGAUGGCAAACAUGUUAUUAUUGAGUGUCCACCUAACGCAGGAUCAUCUUAUUAUAACUAUAAAAAUAGUCAUAGUAUUGUGCUCCUCAGAAUCUGUGACGCACAAUAUAUGUUCACGUUCGUCGAUGUAGGAGCCUAUGGUCGCCGUAGUGACGGUGGUAUUUUUAAAGAUUCAAAGAUGGAAAGAUCUCUCUGGGAUUUUACUAUUCCACUAGAGCAACGAUGCCAACGGUUGACAAAAAAACUGUGGGAUGAAGUGUCUGAAAUAUUGGGAGGUAAACUUAGCGGGGAAGAAGCAAAAAAGAAAUUUAAAAAUUUACAUGACGCCUACUGA
Formica exsecta is the source of this 660-nucleotide messenger RNA. RefSeq lists its product as uncharacterized. Bases 1 to 660 code for a protein of 219 amino acids. Lineage: Eukaryota; Metazoa; Arthropoda; Insecta; Hymenoptera; Formicidae. The transcript is spliced from 4 exons. The record is from RefSeq and is a predicted model, not a curated record.